AUGUUUAUUCCCGCGUGUCGCAGGAUCCAGUCACAGCUUGGAGUGGCUACUGCUCCACAGCAAUAUAUGUUUACCAAGAAAUCCUUAAAACAAGGUAUUGCAUCAUCUCGACUGGAGAAGUAUAAUUACACGGCUCUUAUUGGUCCGCAGUGCUCGGGCGUGUGUGACGUAGUCGCUAAACUCGCCGCCUACCGGAACUUGCCUAUCUUCUCCGGAGUUUGUCAAGACCGACUGAUGCAAAACAAAGACGUUUAUAAGACUCUGACUCGGUUCCUGGGCAGUUUCAACGUGAUUGGACAGGCGGUCGUGGGUGUGAUGAACGAACACGGCUGGACACGGUUCGGGCUUAUCUCCGAGGUACACAAGGACAAAAUCUGGAUCCUGUCACGUGACGGAAUCACGGAAGAGGCGGACAAGGAAAACCUUAGUAUAUCGAUGUCACGUGAGGUGGGCGUGGGACAAGAGGACAGUCUUGAGGACAUUCUCAAGGACGUGGCCAAGGUCUCCAGAAUUAUUGUUCUCGCUGUGAGAGGCGAGACCUUACGAUCGUUGAUGAUUCUGGCUCACAAACAUGGCUACACCACUGGAGACUAUUUCUUCAUUAAUAUUUAUUAUUAUCGCAUUGAGGCCGUAUUUGGGGAUUUCUCAUGGAAACAAAAUGACGAGUAUGAUGAUAUUGCCAAACAAGCCUACAAGUCCCUCCUGUUUAUUUCCUACUUUACACCUCCAACACAAGACUUUGACGAUUUUCAGGAAAAAGUCAAGCUGAAGUCGUUAGAACUGUUUAAUUUCUCGUACAGCCCGAAUGCCUCGAUCCCGUAUCCAGCCGCGAAUCUCUACGAGGCGAUGUGGACCCUGGCCAUCGCACUGGACGAAACGUUGGCGGAGGGGGGAGAUAUUUCCAACGGAACACUCAUCUCGAGGAGAUUAUGGGGACGUUCAAUAAACGGUACCACAGGACAAGUCACGCUAAACAGUAACGGUGACCGGGAACAAGGCUAUUCCAUGUUUCAGAUAAAAGACACCAGCUACUUUACGUUUAAGGGUGGUGCUGGUGGUGAUGAAGAAGAAGAAGACGACGACGACGACGAUGAUGGUGAUGGUGGUAAUGGUGAUGGUGAUAAUGAUGAUGACGACGACCACCACCACCACGAUGACGAUGACGGUGAUGAUGGUGGGGUGGUGGUGGUGGUGGUGGUGGUGGUGGUGGUGGUGGUGGUGGUGGUGGUGGUGGUGGUGGUGCCGGUGGGUUAUUAUUUCUCACGUGAGGGUUAUUUCAAGUCUAUGGAGGACAGUCCAAUACUUUGGCCCGGGGGGUCAAAUACGCCUCCCCCAGACACUCCGCUCUGUGGGUUUUACAACGAACGAUGUUAUCAGGGGCUGACUGACCGCGAACGUCUUUACAUUACUCUGGCGUCCCUGCUCGGCUGCCUGGGGUUAGUCAUCAUCAUAGCCAUCCUUAUUGUCUGGAUCGUCAUGAGACAUAUGAAAAACAAAGCUAACGAAAUGUUGUGGAGAGUUCACAUGGCCGACGUCACAUUCACGAACAAGUCGGGAAUGUCAAUGACCCGCUCUGUGGGCAGUCUAGUAGCGGUGAAAAACUACAGUCACGUUACCCAGUCUUACAUCGGCAACAACAUGAAAGAAUAUCGCCAGGACAUUCUAGAAAACGACAGUAUCACGCUGGACUUCACAUUUCGCUACUCUCUCAUCUGGGAUAUCCUUAAGGGAUUGUCGUAUCUUCAUGAUAGUCACACGAAAUACCACGGCAACUUGAAAAGUCUGAACUGCCUUGUGGACGGGCGCUUCGUGGUGAAGCUGGCGGACUUCGGCCCGAGGGCUUGGAUAUCCUCCAAACAGCGGGCUGACAAAGAUCUCCUGUGGACAGCGCCCGAAUUUCUGUGGUCCAGAGAAACACCGAAUACUGCCUGCUUUGUCAAGGGUGACAUCUAUUCUUUGGGUAUAAUAUUGCAAGAGAUCGUCUGCCGAUGCGGCGUGUUUUACGUGUCAUCUGAAGACUAUUCGCCAACAGUGGUGCCCGGUGACAACAUCACAGUGGUACCUGGUGACAAAAUCACAGUGGUGUCUAGUGACAACCUCACAGUGGUGCCUGGUGACAGCCUCUCAGUGUUGCAUGGUGACAACCUCACAGUGGUGCGUGGUGACAACCUCACAGUGGUGCAUGGUGACAACCUCAUAGUGGUGUCUGGUGACAACCUCACAGUGGUGUCUGGUGAAAACCUCACAUUGUUGCCUGGUAACCUCACAAUGGUGCCUGGUAACCUCACAGUGUUGCAUGGUGACAACCUCACAGUGAUGUCUGGUGACAAUCUCACAGUGGUGUCUGGUGAAAACCUCACAUUGUUGCCUGGUAACCUCACAGUGGUGCCUGGUGACAGCCUCACAGUGGUGCAUGGUGACAGCCUUACAGUGGUGCCUGGUGACAGCUUCACAGUGGCGCCUGGUGACAGCUUCACAGUGGUGCUGGGUGACAAAAUCACAGUGGUGCCUGCUGACAGCCUCACAGUGGUGCCUGGUGACAGCUUCACAGUGGUGUCUGGUGACAACCUCACAGUGGUGCCUGGUGACAACCUCACAGUGGUGCCUGGUGACAGCCUCACAGUGGUGCCUGUUGGCAGCCUCACAGUGGUGCCUUGUGACAACCUCACAGUGGUGCUUGGUGACAGCCUCGCAGUGGUGCCUGAUGACAACCUCACAGUGGUGCCUGAUGACAACCUCAUAGUGGUGCCUGAUGACAACCUCAAAGUGUUGCCUGGUAACCUCACAAUGGUGCCUGAUGACAACCUCACAGUGUUGCCUGAAAUUCUUCAACAGUUGAUAAAGCCGAGUAAUAAAGGUCUGAGGCCUUCGCUGGAUGAAAAAUCGUGCCCCGAGAAGUUGAAAAAGCUGAUUGAGGCGUGUUGGGAUGAGGACCCGAGUCUGAGGCCGCCACUCAAACAAGUCAUGUCUUCGAUGACGGAAAUCGCAGGGGACAAAUUUCGCUCAGGUAAUAUCUUUGACAACCUUUUGGCGCGGAUGGAGCAGUACGCCAACAAUCUGGAGUCUCUGGUAGAUGAGAGGACGGGUAAAUAUCUGCAGGAGAAGAAACGAGCUGAGGAGUUGCUGUGUCGACUUUUACCUGCGACUGUAGCUAAGGAAAUACAGGAGAAGGGUUUUGUGGAUCCGGUAUCCUUCGAGUCGGUUACGAUCUGUUUUACAGAUAUUGUGGGAUUCACGUCCAUAUCAGCCGCCAGCUCGCCCAUGCAGAUCGUGGCCAUGUUAAACGACUUGUAUUCAAGAUUUGACGAUGUCAUUGAUGAGUUUGACGCCUACAAGGUGGAAACAAUCGGGGAUGCUUACAUGGUGGUGUCAGGUCUCCCAAAUAGAAACAAGAAUCACGUGACUGUCAUGGCGUCACUCGCUCUGGAGCUGAUUUCCACAGCGAAAGUGUUCAGGAUUCGGCACUUUCCGGAGAAACCUCUCCUGCUGCGAGCAGGCCUUCAUACGGGUUCUUGUGUGGCUGGUGUAGUGGGGCUUAAGAUGCCGAGGUACUGCUUGUUCGGGGACACUGUCAACACGGCCUCCAGGAUGGAAAGUACAGGAGAAGCUCUUAAGAUUCACGUCAGUGAAGUAACAGGUGCGGUUUUACGGGACAAUCCCGCAUUUAGGCUGGAGCGAAGGGGAGAGGUGGCCGUCAAGGGUAAAGGACAGAUGACGACGUAUUGGUUGGAGAGUGCGGACACACAACCUGACCAGGGAGGGCAGGGGUGUCAGGGGACUGGACAGUCAUAG
Messenger RNA from Liolophura sinensis, 3792 nucleotides. RefSeq names its product atrial natriuretic peptide receptor 2-like. Gene Ontology annotation, molecular function: guanylate cyclase activity; ATP binding; adenylate cyclase activity. The transcript has 24 exons. Gene Ontology annotation, cellular component: plasma membrane. Lineage: Eukaryota; Metazoa; Mollusca; Polyplacophora; Chitonida; Chitonidae. Gene Ontology annotation, biological process: cGMP biosynthetic process; receptor guanylyl cyclase signaling pathway; protein phosphorylation. The record is from RefSeq and is a predicted model, not a curated record. The coding region runs from base 1 to 3792 and encodes 1263 amino acids.